UCCAUUUUUUGACUUCAUUUUGACCCCAAAAUUAAGAAAUUCACUUAAAAAGUUGAUCUUUCUGUGUUUUUAUCUUUGGCCCAUCUUUUAAUUCUCAAGAAAAAGUUGGAUUUUGUGAUGGAAAUUGAUCUAAAUGAUGUAAUAACAAGUGGUGGUGAAAAUGUAGAAUCUUGUGGAAAUGAAGGGGACUUAUCAUCACUAUCAACUUCAUCAAAUUGUUCAUUAAGUUCAUUAUCAUCAUCUAGUUCAAUUUAUAUGGAACUUUGGCAUGCUUGUGCUGGCCCUCUUACUACUCUUCCUAAUAAAGGAAAUGUAGUUGUGUAUUUCCCUCAAGGCCAUUUGGAACAAAUUGCUUCACACUCAUUAUCCACUCACUUUUCUCCUAUUGAAGUUCCUUCUUUAGGUCUCCCUCCUCAGAUCUUUUGCAAAAUUGUUGAUGUUCAAUUGCUUGCAAACAAGGAGAAUGAUGAGGUCUUCACAAAGCUCACUCUUUUGCCACUACCAGAGGGAAAUGUGCAAGAAAAGGAAGAAGAGAAUGGUGGGGUCACACCUACAAGAUCAACCCCUCAAAUGUUCUGCAAAACACUUACUGCUUCUGAUACCUCUACACAUGGUGGAUUCUCAGUCCCUAGAAGAGCGGCUGAAGAUUGUUUUCCACCUCUGGAUUAUAAGCAGCAGAGGCCUAGUCAAGAACUAGUUGCAAAGGAUCUCCAUGGAGUUGAAUGGAAGUUUAGGCAUAUUUACAGAGGUCAGCCGAGGCGGCAUUUGCUUACAACGGGCUGGAGCGUCUUUGUGAGCCAAAAGAAUCUGGUUUCCGGGGAUGCGGUUCUUUUCUUGAGGGGUGAAGGAGGGGAACUAAGGCUGGGUACCCGAAGAGCCACCCGACCAAGAAACAUCCUUCCUGAUACAACCAUGGGUAACUUGAACUCUUACGCUGACACUCUUGCUUCAGUUGCUAAUGCUGUGUCAACCAACAGUACUUUUCAUGUGUUCUAUAGUCCAAGGUCUAGCCGAGCGGAUUUUGUUGUUCCAUACGCUAAGUACGUGAAAUCAGUCAAUAGUAUGAUAUCUAUUGGUUCAAGAUUCAAAAUGAAGUUCUGUAUGGAUGAGUCUCCUGAACGAAGAUUCAGUGGAGUUGUGACCAGUGUAGGUGAUAUGGAUCCUUACAAAUGGCCUAACUCGAAAUGGAGAUGCCUAAAGGUGAGGUGGGAUGAAGAUAUUGGGAAUGAUCACCAAGAACGAAUAUCUCCAUGGGAGAUCGAUCUUUCCAGUGGGUCCUUUCCAUUGUUAAACAUUCAGACUUCCCCACGGUUCAAGAAAUUGCGUGUAGGUUUGCAUGCAACUCCUUCUGGACACCCUGCAGCUGUGCGGGGUGAACAUGUAGACUUUGAGGAGUCAAUAAGAUCCUCUAAGGUCUUGCAAGGUCAAGAAAAUUUAGGUCCGAUGUCACCUCUCUAUGGGCGUGACAAGAUGAAUAACUUGUUGAGCUUUGGGGCACAACCCUUGAUGCAUCCGAGUUUUCCAUCAAAUGCGAUGAUGAUGAUGGGGAGGGGUUCCAAUUUCGUUAGUGAACUUAUGAGGAGUACUCAUCAUCAGCCUCUCUCAACCACCCUUUAUUCGGGCUUUCUGGGAUCUGAUAAUACUAUAUUCCCGAAGGUCUUGCAAGGUCAAGAAAUUUGCUCAUUGAGAUCAUUGACUGGAAAAUCCGAUAUUGCUUCUUGGGCUCCACCAAGAGCCGAUAUUGGUUGCAAUGUUCUCAACAUGUAUCGAGCACCUGGGAAUCCCAGUUUCUAUCCACUUGGUUCUGAAGGUGGGAGAAACUUCACUUUUCCAAACACUGAUGUUUAUGAAGCAAGACCCAAUCUAGGUCCCGUCAUGCCUACAAACUUAACGCGGUUUCCUAUCAUUCCACCUUCGGCUGGGAAUGGUAUCUCGAGGGAUAAUGUAACCGAGCUUCAGAUUCCCACUGAAAAAAUUGUCGUUGAACCAAAUUCCAGCAGUGAGAAAGAUGAUGGUGCUUCUGAUAGCAUUGGGAGUAGCUGCAAACUCUUUGGGUUUCCCUUAAAUGAAGCUCCUUUGUUACUUGAUACUAAAAGUUUAAGCAAGAGGAGUUGUACCAAGGUACACAAACAAGGAAACAAGGUUGGAAGGGCCAUUGAUCUAUCAAAAAUGUCAAGUUAUCGUGAGUUGUUCAUGGAGUUAGAAGUGCUAUUUAACAUGGAAGGCUUGUUUAAUAACUCUGAUGGUGGAUGGCGAUUGCUGUAUACUGAUGAAGAGAACGACAUGAUGGUUGUCGGUGAUGAUCCAUGGGAUGAGUUUGCGAGAAUCGCUACAAAGAUACACAUAUACACUGCCGAAGAAGUAGAAAAGCUGAUGAGCAGUGGGGUAAUCAGUGACAACACAAGCUGCUUGGAGGAAGCGCCGGCUAUAGUCGACACAGCCAAGUCAUCAUCAGUCGGCCAGUCUGACUGAUCAUUGUAUUUAUCAAACCGUUUUGUUGUUAUGUUAUGUUGUUGUUAUGUGGUACUAUGUAUGUAGUUUUGUGUUGUGCCAACAUGCUACUAAUGGAACCUUUGUUUUCAAA
Messenger RNA from Erigeron canadensis, 2584 nucleotides. Its product is annotated as auxin response factor 4-like. Gene Ontology annotation, biological process: regulation of DNA-templated transcription; response to hormone. The transcript is spliced from 12 exons. The record is from RefSeq and is a predicted model, not a curated record. Gene Ontology annotation, molecular function: protein binding; DNA binding. NCBI's taxonomy places the organism in Eukaryota, Viridiplantae, Streptophyta, Magnoliopsida, Asterales, Asteraceae. Gene Ontology annotation, cellular component: nucleus. Bases 118 to 2472 code for a protein of 784 amino acids.